AUGGCCCUGUCCAAACCAGAUAUAAAAGGAACAGCCCAGCACUUUUUAGAGUGUGGCGUUGAAAACUGUGAAAGAAACUGUGAAUUUUACUGCAAUCCUUGCCACCAACAGAUGUGUAAACAAUGUAGAGAUGAACAUCUCAGAAAUCCAAAAACGAAAAACCAUGAAGUGGUCCUAUACCAACUACGGAAACGCCAACUUCCUGUUAAGAAAUGUGAUAUCCAUCCUACAAAGGAUAUAGAUCUUCUCUGUGAAGAAUGUAAAAUUCCUUUAUGUUCCAAGUGUGCCACCACUGAAGAACAUCGGGGUCAUGUCUUUACUGAUUUAGAGCUUAUUUAUGCGGAGAAAUUUUCGUUCUGUCUUGGAGAAAUUGAUAAAGUUAGGGAGUAUUUUGUGCCAUCAUCUGAAGAUUUACAGAGAGAAAUUAAAGAAGAUGUCUUAGGAAUAAAAAAGAUCAUUGACAAAUUAAGAACCUCCAUGAAGGCUGAAGCAGAGUCCCUUAAAAGUCUGAUAGAUAAAGUGGUCUCUGAGAACAUGAAGCAACUAGAACAGAUAGAGAAGUCGCUGCUAGAAGAUUUAAAAACACAAGAUAAGACUCUUGAUGAUUACAUCAUUUAUCUAAACAAACUCAUUAAGGAUUUCCAUGAAUUCAUCUCCUCACCAGAUCCCACAAAAUUAACUUUGACACUCUCUUUAGUGGAUAUGAAAAUCCGACCAAUACCGGACACGACAAAACCAGUAACACCAGUAUUUACUGCUGGUCAAUACAGUAGAGAAGAUGUUGCCAAAUUACUGGGUAAAAUAAGUAUCCCAGAGAUAAAACCAAAUCCACGAAAAAUAAAGAAUACAGAAUUUCCAAUCAACUCAUCACAAAGGAAACUUACAAAUAUUCAACCUUUCUGCCUCACUGAAGUCAGGGUUUUCUUCGUACCGGGUAUUGGCUACGAAACAGUCCACCUAUCGCUAGACAAAUCAGGCAGACUUUGGGUCAGUAAUAGUGGAGGUAAUCUUGUCCAAACAGAUCUACAAGGGAAUCAGCUACAGAUGAUACAAACCAGUGGUGGACAGGGUUAUCACACAGUGACACAAGACGGGGAUCUGAUCUUUACAGACUAUUACAAGAAAGUUGUCAAUAGAAUAACUAUGGAUAACAAAAUCUCAAAAAUGAUUAAAACGAAAGACUGGGAACCUUGGAGUGUAUACUCGUCCAACAUCACCAAGGAUAUACUUGUUGGGAUGAGAAAUGGGAAAGAGGCUAAAGUCACCAGAUACAACAAGAAAGGAAAAGAACUACAGAACAUACAGUGGGAUAACAAAGGACAAAGUCUGUAUAGUAAUCCACACUACAUAACAGAAAACAUCAAUGGAGAUAUCUGUACAUCAGACUACGAUAAAAAGACUGUAGUGGUGGUCGAUAAAACAGGACAACACAGAUUCUCCUACAUAGGUCAGGAGUUAACGUUCUCCUUCACAGAUCAGAAGCCAGAUUUCCAACCCUUUGGAAUCUGUACUGAUGCUUACGGUCAUAUCCUAGUAUGUGAUCAGUACACUAUCGUCCUCCUUGAUCAGGACGGUCAGUUCUUAUCGACACUACUCGAACCGCAAUUUCAUAUUGUACCCCUCAGUGUGUGUGUGGAUGAUGAGAAUAAUAUUUAUCUUGGAAUAAAUAAUAUGCCAAUGGUGACAGUGUACAAGUACCUUCAGUGA
This is a messenger RNA of Saccostrea cuccullata (small rock oyster), 1707 nucleotides long. RefSeq lists its product as uncharacterized. The transcript has a single exon. Gene Ontology annotation, molecular function: zinc ion binding. The coding region runs from base 1 to 1707 and encodes 568 amino acids. Lineage: Eukaryota; Metazoa; Mollusca; Bivalvia; Ostreida; Ostreidae. The record is from RefSeq and is a predicted model, not a curated record.